This is a messenger RNA of Leptopilina boulardi, 3126 nucleotides long. RefSeq lists its product as uncharacterized. Gene Ontology annotation, biological process: establishment of epithelial cell polarity. Lineage: Eukaryota; Metazoa; Arthropoda; Insecta; Hymenoptera; Figitidae. The transcript is spliced from 5 exons. Bases 527 to 2821 code for a protein of 764 amino acids. The record is from RefSeq and is a predicted model, not a curated record.
UCACGAACAUAUGUAAUAAGUUACCUAACCUCUAUCAGGGACGCGUCAUAAAAAGGUGGAGUGAAUUUGAUUAUUUUAUUUUUUUUUUAUAUUUCUUUAAUUUGACGAUUAGAUGAUGAUCUCUUUGUUUGUUAUUUUUAUUUAAUUAAACAUAGAUUUUCAUUUAUUUUGCUGAACUUCAAUUUUUAAUGUGGUGUUAUUCUUUGCAAGCAGUUGAAACAAAGUAACCUUAACGCCCUUUGAUGUUUUUCGAUAUUUUUUGCAAAUAUAUAUUUUUAUAAAUUAUUUUUUCUAUUUUAUAAAUUUUUUUUUUAUCCAGUGAAAUUGAUAAAAAUGUGUACAACCUGUGUUUUAUAAAACCUUAGUGAAAAAUACAGGAGUAAUGAAGGAAAAAAGGAAAACGUACUUUGCUGCAACAAUGUUAUAAUAAAAAAGAAUAUAAAGAAUUACAUUGUUUAUAUAUAUUUAAUGUUUAUUUAAUACUACCAGUACAAAUUUGAAAACUGUCACAAAGUUGGCUAAGAAUAUGGUGAUGGCAGGAACCGAGGGCAUGUCAGGGCCAUCGACAGACGAGUCAUUUUCAAGUAAAUUGCAAUGGCUUCGUCAACGUCGAGAGGCUCUUCAAGACAAGCUCGCUCAAAAGAAUAAUGAGUUGAAAACCCUAUGCAUUGAGGAAGCAGAAUUGACAGGUGUUCUGCCACCGGAAAUUCCCCUUGAGCCAGGAGAAAGCCCUCCAACAUUCCGCAAACGUGUUGGAACAUCGUACACUUAUCCUCAGAAUAUGAUUAAUAAACUAAAAACAAAUGAAGCCGAGGAAUCCGAUUUGGAAUUGGAUCGUCAAGUACAAAUUGGAAAACAAGAAGCUGCAUUGGCGAUAAUAAAUGAUACGACAGAAAAUAAAGCUGUACGAAGAAAACAUCGAUUGAUUUAUCAACAAAGUAAACAGAGACUUCAAGAAAUUGAUGCUUGUCUCAAUUUUAUCAGACAAAGUCAUGGUUCUUCAACGCGUCAUAAUCAGGGUAUUCAUCAGCCUUUUCAAAAUUUACAAUCACUUUCUCAUAAUUCUAAACAUCGGACAAAGAAACCUCGACCUCCUCUCGACAAUUUAGGACGGGAAAAAAAACACGAGACAAGAGGAAGUUUACAAGAUCAAGGUGGAAUAAGUCUAAGUCCCUUGGGUCCAGAACACAAUUACAAUGUUUAUUCACGUGAAUUUCAAGAUUUAGAUGCAGGUCAUCAAUUUAUGCAAGCCGGAUCGAGUAAUUCAAAUCAAAAUCGUAGUAAUUAUAUUGCUGGUAGUCCCGUGGACGUGAGACGAAGUAACAGUACUAAAUUCCUCGAUCACGAUGUAAAUGUGAAUAAUAAUUUGUAUAUACUACCUGAUCAAUAUCGUAAUCGUACUUAUUCGCAAGGGGCACAAAGUACCAGUCCAUUGAGACAGAAUUUUUAUCAAGAUGUUGAGCAAAGAUCGUAUCGUCCCGUUCCAAAUACAUUUACCGAGGAAGAACGACAAUAUCGACAAAUGCAAAUGCAAAAACUCGAAAUGCACAGUCCAUCAUCGUAUUCGGAGAAAUCAAUAUUAAGACAUUUAGACAAUAAUGACACACAACGACGUAUGUAUCAAACUCAAUAUUACGAGAGUGAAUAUUCACCUACAUCAAGAUAUGAGCAAUCAAUAGACUAUCAAUCGUAUGGAAAGGCAACUUUACGUCAUCGUCAUCGUGAAAGAGAUCACAUUAGUGGUAUUGAAAGAAAACAUCAUUCGGCUUUACAACCAAAUAUUGAUUCCUAUCUUCAACCUGGCCAUUGGAUGAGACUCGAUGAUGACAUUGUUUUUUGUCCCGAUGAACAAAAUGCCGAUCGUUUUGGUAGUCUCGAUCGAAGAAAGCAGACAAAUUCUCACUAUUAUCCAAAUCCAGAAAUACAAUCACGCUAUAAUACUGUUGCGUCGGGAUCGAAGAAUAUUCAAAUUCUACCGCGUCAACAUUCAUCACAGAUUCCAAUCAAUUCAUCGGAACAUACGCCAUCGAGUAGAAUUUUACUUCGCACACAAUCGUUAGGCAGCGUGGAAACAUGGCAUGCAGGUCACGAAUUAAAUGAGAGAGAUCAAACUGAUAAUAUUAGUCGAAAGGGAAAAGAAAAAGAAUGGUACGAAACAUCACUUGAUUCACGUUGUAGUCCAAAUACAAUUCCAAUUUCCGCAUCAUCAUUAUCGGUAGGAUCAUUUGUACCAAAUCUCGUUCGUCGACCAUCACAAAAUAAUCAUCAUCAUCCUCCACCACCACCUCCUCCGCCACCAUUACCACCGCCACAACAACAACAACAGCAACAAUCAACAAUAUCUUCCGAUAUUCGCGAGAUUGAACCACGUCGACCUAGAGAAUUGCCACACGAUGAACAAUCACAAUGCUUUCCAGUUGCACAAAAUCAUCAUUAUCAUUAUCACGAGCGACCAAAAGUCCUCGAAAUACCCGCAGAAUCAAAACCAUCAUCUUUAAUUGAAAAUGGAAAUGAUCCAAUGUUAGCAUUUAAUUCCCCAACGAAUCACACAAUUGUUCAACAGGGUAAAUAUCAGCCAUAUCGUGAAGUUACCAAACCAUUUGAAAUGUCUGAUUUUUAUAAAUAUUCAACGAAAUUUCGCAAGAAAAAUGAAGCGACUUCUUCUUCUACUUCGUUACAACAAAAUAAUUCAAAUAUUCAAAAUUCAAGUGAGAUUGUAAAUCAAAUUUCCGGAAAUGAAAAACCACGAAGGGUGAGUCCAGUACAAAAAAAUAAUUACCAACCUAAUCAAAGGAAACCACAAAUGUACGCUUUGAGAUAAAUGGAAAUUUAGUUUACUAAUGAUUAUAUUACUAUUUUUAUUAUUAUUAUUAUUAUUAUUAUUAUAUUAAUACCUUAAGAAAUGAAUCAUACAGAUCUAAUAUUUUUUUUGAAAAGAACAAACUUUUGUUAUUCGUUAAAUUGACGAAGUAAAACGGUGGCCUUAAUAUAUGUUAGACAACUAUUUUUUUAACGUUCUCAUUGAUGUUGAUCGGAUUUUAAAGUAAUUUAAAAAAAGGAAAAUAAAAAAAAAAAAUAAUAAACCAGUGCCUUUCAUAAUAAUUACUGGGAGCCAAAGACUCGGUA